Thamnophis elegans (Western terrestrial garter snake) is the source of this 3664-nucleotide messenger RNA. It is a transcript of the gene ARHGAP24, whose product is annotated as Rho GTPase activating protein 24. Gene Ontology annotation, molecular function: GTPase activator activity. NCBI's taxonomy places the organism in Eukaryota, Metazoa, Chordata, Lepidosauria, Squamata, Natricidae. The record is from RefSeq and is a predicted model, not a curated record. Gene Ontology annotation, biological process: signal transduction; wound healing, spreading of epidermal cells; negative regulation of ruffle assembly. Gene Ontology annotation, cellular component: focal adhesion.
CAUUUCUUUGAAGUCAAGUCAAAGUCAACAUUUUUUUAGAAAUCAACAUUGCCGAGCCUCCUCGGCUCCGCUUAUGCCUGCUUGAUAUUGUUUAGCUCGCACCUGCCACAGCGCUUACAGCAGGCGGGAGCAGAAAGCAAAAACAGCGGUUGAAAACAGCCGCAGCAGCCUUUCAAAGCCUUCCGUUGAGACUAGUUGGACGGGGGAGAAAACGCUUGGCAGUGACAUCCCCUGGAAGAGGCGUGCGGGCUUCAGCCAAUCCACCGAGGAACUUGAAGGUGGUGUGCGGAUUUUUCCGAGCCUGGUGCCUUUGCCACAAGAGCCGAGGAGAAAGAGAGAGGAAGGCAAGAAAUCAUCCAGACUAACUGAAGGGAGAGCAUUUUCUUGCAUAAUAAUUAAGGGGUGUGUGUGUGUGAGAGAGAGAGAAGCAGCUCUUUGAAGCGCAUCUCUAAUGGACAAGGGGAGCCUUUGGGAGAUGCUGUCGUGAUUUUCGUCCCCUCUUUACAGAGAUUUUUUAAAAAAGGAACCAUCCCAGGAGCCUUCAACACAAUUCUUUGCGGGGGGGGGGGGUGUCCUUUUGGCUAUUGUUCUCAUCUUCCAUUUACGCACUGCUGUUUGCUGACCUUUCGCACCGAAGUCUCUGCUGCCACCCCCCACCCCCUUUCCCAGUUGCUCCACCUGUACAGUUCCAGGGGGAAGAGGCACGGUUUGGGGAAAACGUGCCACGAAGCCACCCUGCGUGGUACCUUCCACGAACAACGAGGGCUGAGAUUUCUUUUUCAUCAAGGCGGUAGGGCAUUGCGACCCUUCCACGGGAAAUAAAACUAGGAGCGAAAAGAGUGAAACGAAGCCCUCCGAAAACCACUAGCAAAGAAGGGAAGGGACAAACUCCCCCCCCUUUUUUCUCCCCCUUGAAAGUGUGCCAUCGCCACGUUCAGCCAAGGCGGAGAACAUCCACCCGUCUGAGAUACUCAGGAGUGGAGAUGAGAAGACGAAAAACAGUAGCAGAUAAGAAUGACUGAUGGCACCAUGACAUCCCAAAGUAGACAGUUGACAUCUGCUUUGGGCUAGCAACUCUUUCUGAGGCCCGCAUGAUGCCUGAAGACAGGAAUACGGGGGUCCGUGCCUCCUCAGGUACCCUGGCAUCUUCUCCUUUUGUUCCCAAAACUACUUACAGGAGGAUUAAGCGAUGUUUUAGCUUCCGAAAAGGAAUAUUUGGGCAGAAGCUGGAAGACAUUCGUUAUGAGAAGCGAUAUGGAAACCAUUUGGCUCCAUUGCUGGUAGAACAGUGUGUGGAUUUUAUUCGUCUGCGGGGGUUGAAGGAGGAAGGACUUUUCCGAUUGCCGGGCCAGGCUAACCUCGUCAAAGAGUUACAGGAUGCCUUUGAUUGCGGAGAGAAGCCACUGUUUGACAGAAAUACAGAUGUGCAUACAGUGGCCUCACUGUUGAAACUCUACCUCAGGGAGUUGCCAGAGCCGGUUAUCCCGUAUUCCAAAUAUGAAGAGUUUCUCUCCUGUGCCAAAAUGCUCAGCAAAGAAAAGGAAACGGGGCUGAAUGAAUUAGCAAAGCAAGUGAAGAAUUUGCCGCUCGUCAACUUUAAUUUACUCAAGUACAUUUGCAGAUUCCUGGAUGAAGUUCAGUCCUAUUCUGGAGUCAACAAAAUGAGCGUGCAAAAUCUUGCAACCGUGUUUGGCCCCAACAUCCUCCGUCCCAAAGUAGAAGAUCCUCUGACAAUCAUGGAAGGUACUGUGGUGGUUCAGCAAUUGAUGUCCAUGAUGAUAAGCGAACAUGAGCUGUUGUUUCCCAAGGAUGCAGAGUCCCAAAGUGGACAGGAGGUUUGCAAUAACAACAACGAGGUCCAAAAGAAAGUCAUCAUUGGACAACUCCAGAACAGAGAGAAUAAUAAUACCAAGGAGUCGUCCCCUGUAAGGCGAUGUUCAUGGGACAAGCCUGAAUCUCCACAAAGAACCCUGGUGGACAAUGGAUCUCCUACAGCUCAGCCCGGAAGCAAAUCCAACAGUCCAAGGAACAGCCUUCACAAACUGGACAUGACCAGGAGUCCACCCCUUACGGUGAAAAAAAACCCGGCGUUUAAUAAAGGUAGCGGCAUAGUCACCAACGGCUCCUUCAGCAGUUCUGUAGAGAGUCAGGAGAAGACAUCACCCUCUCUACCCAACGGCACUUUGCAGACCAGGAGAACAUCUUCUCUGAAAGGGCCAGUAACCAAAAUGGGCACGCACAGCGUGCCAAACGGAGGGGUGCGAAUGGGUAUCUCCAGCACUGAUGCCCACAGCAACUCUUUGAACAGCCGUUGCCAGAGCUGGAUGCCUAAUGGCUACGUGACCUUGAGAGACAACAAGCAAAAGGAGCCUAUGAGCGAUUCAGGCCAACACAACAGACUUUCCACUUACGACAACGUGCACCAACAGUUCUCGGCAGUGAACGCCGAAGAUAAGCAGAGCGUGGACAGCGCCACUUGGUCUACGUCCUCGUGCGAAAUAUCCCUCCCUGAACAUUCGAACUCCUGCCGCUCGUCCACCACCACGUGUCCCGAGCAAGACUUUUACGGGAGCAAUUUUGAAGACCCGGUUUUAGACGAGCACCAACAGGACAAUCUCCUGAACCCGGCCGAGGGUGAGAGCAAAGUCGACCGGAGAAGCAUGGGUGGGCGAAGCAGCAGGGCUACGAGCAGCAGUGACAACAGUGAAACAUUUGUGAACAACACGGGCAAUCACAGUGCUUUGCACAGCCUGGUUUCCAGCUUAAAGCAGGAAAUGACGAAACAAAAGCUGGAGUACGAAACGAGGAUAAAAAGCCUUGAGCAGCGGAAUCUCUCCCUGGAGACCGAAAUGAUGAACCUCCACGACGAACUGGAUCAAGAGAAGAAGAAGUUCACGAUGGUCGAGAUCAAAAUGCGCAAUGCCGAGCGGGCCAAAGACGACGCGGAGAAACGGAACGACAUGCUGCAGAAGGAGAUGGAGCAGUUUUUCUCCACGUUCGGGGAACUGACAGUGGAGCCGCGGAGGACAGAGCGAGGGAACACCAUAUGGAUCCAGUGAGGGCUGUUCCCGCCGCUCAACAAGACUGUGGGAUUCUGGGAAGAGGAUAGCUGUGGUAUUUUAUUGCAUUGUUUCUCAACCUUGGGGACUUGAAGGGGCGUGGCCUUCAACUCCCAGAAUUCUGGGAGUUGAAGUCCACGCCAGUGCUGUGUUCUGGAUCCCAUCACAACUGGUACACUGCGAUGGGGCUGGGCGUCCACCACGGGCACGCGCGCUACACACGCAUGCGCAUCCACCACCUGCGACACUCCAGCUGCUUGGCGGAGUGUCGCACAGGUGCCGUACACUGUAUGCGCAUGCGCAAAUAGCCCAGUUGGCUUAAAUACAGGUAAGGAACGCGGGAGGGCAAGUGGGCCCUCUAAAGCACCGUUUUGGUACAGCGUCUGCUGCUCCCAGCAGCCACCACUACGCCUGUACCGGGACGUACCGGCCGGAACCCACCACUGGUCCACGCCCUUUCAAGUCGCCAAGAUUGAGAAACGCUGUUUUAUUGUAACAGGUGACUGGUCACCUGACUGAGGCUAGCACUCAAUGUAAUGUUACGAGAUCUCCGGAGACUCUUCAUGACUGCAUCCACCCACCAUACGUCUGCAAGUUGCUCUCAG